UAAUGGCAGAUAAAUUGUUAUUUGGAUAUUGGGGAAUCAGAGGACUUGGUUAACCAUGUAUGAAAUCAUACUUAUUUUAGUGAGAUACUAUUUGGAAUACCUUGGUUUACCAUUUGAAGAAAAAAGAUACGUGAAACCUGAAGAAUGGUUUGGCGAAGUUGCUUAACCUCCACUUAAUAAUGAAGUACUUGUGAACUUGCCUUACGUUAAAGAUGGAGACAAAUGGGUUUUCGAAAGUGGUGCUCUUUAUGUUUAUUUGGCACACAAAGCUAAUAGAGCUGAUUUAUUAGGAUCAACUCCAGAUGAAUAAGUGGCUCUCGCUCAGACAAAGGGAGUACUCUAAGAUUUAUUGAAAGUUUUUUUCACAUUAAUUACUUUAACAGAAGAAGAAUAUGCUGCAAAGAAAGAUGAAUACUUCAAAACAGAAAUUCUUUGGCUUAUUGAAAAAUUGAAUGCUUUCUUGGCAGGAAAAACAUGGGCAUCAGGAAAUAAUAUCACUUAUGUUGAUUUCCAACUUUUUGAAAUUGAAGAAACUUUAAAGGCAUUCAAUGCAGAUGUCUUCAAUUCAUAAGCAAACAUAAAGAAACAUCAUGAUGAAUUUUCCAAUCUUCCUUAGAUCAAGGCUUAUUUGGCAUCAGAAAGAUUUAUAGCAGGACCAUUCUACCCACCAGGAAGAUUCAGAUGGGGUUGAUU
Paramecium pentaurelia is the source of this 693-nucleotide messenger RNA. NCBI's taxonomy places the organism in Eukaryota, Ciliophora, Oligohymenophorea, Peniculida, Parameciidae. The record is from the annotation of a GenBank genome assembly.